CAGCUAUAAAGCAACAGCUCACCAGCUAGACACUGGGGAAAAUUUAUAGAUCAACGCAAUGCAAGUGACGGAGGGACAUUCAUCGACAAUGAAUAGCUUCAACAACAGACCUCAGUUCGGUCGCUGGCUGAUACAGCAAGUUAAUAGUGGGCUGUAUGAAGGCUUAUAUUGGCUCGAUGAUCAGAAAACAACUUUCCGGAUCCCAUGGAAGCACAACUCCAGGAAAGACUGCAAUGAUGGAGAUAACAGGAUAUUUAGGGAAUGGGCAUGCGUCAGUGGGAAAAUUCACGAGAAUCCGAAUGACAAAGCCAAGUGGAAGACAAAUUUCCGCUGCGCGCUUUCCAGCCUCAAAAACCAGUUCAAACAGUUGCACGACAACUCCAAGGGUUCAGUGGACCCCCACAAAGUGUAUCAGCUCAUCGCUCAACCUGAGUACAGAUGCAACUUCGAAAAUCUUCCGGUGGACAGUUAUCCAAUGAUUGAGGACAUCUAUACUGCUAACCCAGCGGAUUUCUCACCUGAUAUCAUGGCUGAUGAGCUGCAGUUGAUGAACAUCACCCUUGACCUGAACCCACAACCAGAUGCACAGCCUUGGGUUGAGGACUAUGCUCCAAACAAUCAAGUUCUGCCAGAAAUCUACCCUCUCCCACCUGUGCCAGUGGAGCAGCCUCAGCAGAAUAACGUACCUGUUGCAGUGGUCGAGCCAUACUAUCAAGCUUCUCCUUUGCCUCCCAUCUGUGAGCUGGAGAUCUCCAUCCACUACCGCAAGAAAGAGGUGCUGAAGAGGAGGGUGUCGGCACCUCUGGUCCAACUCCACCACCGGCGCGAGAUCGGUGACCUGAACGGGCAGGCGGUGUGUUUCCCCAGCACAGAGGCCGUCGUGGACCACAAGCAGGUCAUGUACACCAAUCGUCUGCUGGAGAGCAUCCAGAUGGGUCUACUGCUGGAGGUGGACCACACGGGCAUUUACGGGACCCGCCAAGACAUUCCCUGCAAGGUGUUCGCCAGCACCAGCAAUCCUGCAGAGAGCCAGGCCGAGGAACCCAGGAAGCUGGGGAAGAACGACCGGGAGCCACUGCUCAUUUGGGAGAAAUUUGCCAAAGACCUGAUGGAAUUCAAAGAAAAUAAGCGGGGGUCUCCAGAUUACUCCAUCUACCUGUGCUUCGGGGAGAGAUAUCCAGACGGAAAGCCCCUGGAGAAGAAACUCAUUGUUGUCAAGGUGGUGCCGCUGAUCUGCCGUGAACUUCACGAGCGUGCACAGAUGGAAGGAGCCUCCUCACUCAACUCUGGCGUUAGUCUGCAGAUCUCCCACAACAGCCUGUUUGACCUCAUCAACGGCACCUUCGGCCUGCCUAUGCAAGAGUGACCUGACUCGAAGGUCCACGAAAGAACUCAUGCCGUCUUCCACCGUGCUUCUUCAACUGACAAAUGAUUUCUAGGGCUAUUUUCAAUAUCUGAAAUAUCAAAAAAAAAAAAAAAAAAACCUUCACUCCACUGUCUUGUCACUGUAGUUUCAUGGCAGCUUCUCUAUCAUAAUUAUAUUUGACAUACAUUAUAAAUGUUACAUUGUGGGCCAGUGUCCACUCCACAAAGUUCAGAUUGUGAAUCAGAUAAUCACUUAUGCAAGGGGUGUGCAAUGUUUAUUGCAUGCUAGAAGUGUGUUUCUUUGACCUUUGUAGUUAUAAUGUUCUCUUGAGAAGAAUUUCCUCUUUACCCUAUGGGUUGUAAAUAUUUUAAAAAAUAUAUAUAUACUUACUUUUCAGUCCCUGCUCUGUUUUAUAUUUUUGUUAUUUGAAAAUGUCUAUGAUUAUGUGAUAAACACAUGACACAUUUCUUUCUGGCUAUUUCUCUUUAUCCACUGAUGAGUUUCACGUGUUGAGAUGUGUAACAUAUCAUCUGACCUUGUGCAGUUCCUUCCUUAUUGCCUCUCCAUUGUGGUUCUCUUUCUCAUGCGGGUGUUUUUUUUUAAAAACACUUUCAGAACAAUAAAGCUGGUAAAAGAGGAGAAGAA
Molecule: messenger RNA, 2011 nt
Organism: Sardina pilchardus (European sardine)
Lineage: Eukaryota; Metazoa; Chordata; Actinopteri; Clupeiformes; Clupeidae
Gene: irf7
Product: interferon regulatory factor 7
Exons: 9
Coding region: 59-1366 (435 amino acids)
Biological process (GO): immune system process; regulation of transcription by RNA polymerase II
Cellular component (GO): nucleus
Molecular function (GO): protein binding; RNA polymerase II cis-regulatory region sequence-specific DNA binding; DNA-binding transcription factor activity, RNA polymerase II-specific
Source: RefSeq, a predicted model, not a curated record